Bactrocera dorsalis (oriental fruit fly) is the source of this 14986-nucleotide messenger RNA. RefSeq lists its product as uncharacterized. The transcript has 4 exons. NCBI's taxonomy places the organism in Eukaryota, Metazoa, Arthropoda, Insecta, Diptera, Tephritidae. The record is from RefSeq and is a predicted model, not a curated record. The coding region runs from base 6726 to 9215 and encodes 829 amino acids.
CUUCCAUAAGAGCAGAACCAAGCAUUUGGUCUGGCUUUGAAGAAACGUUUUCUGAAGCACUUGGCUAUAUAUGAUACUGAUAUUGCUUUAAUUGGCCAGACAAAUUGGACAUUUAGAAAAAAAAAAUCUGCCAAAGCUCGGAAAUCACUGUCUUCAAUAAAAAAUUAAAUUUUAACACUCAUGAUUAUUAAUAAACUCCUAACUUAAUUAAAUUAAGCAGCGCGGAAUUUCUAUAAAAAUAACUAAUAAAAACACUGGUCUUAACGGUGAAGCCCUUAAACUGCAAUUAUUGCUGGCAACUUCGCUCAAAACAACAACACACAAACUUUGCGAGCUGCAACGAAACCCCAAACAGACAAUGCGUGGAAGCGCAGUGUUUACAAAAAUGCUUGCCACAACAACAGCAACAGGCAUGCUAGUACAUACAAAUACAGGUACACAAAUACACACAUACAUACAUACUCGAGCGCACACACACACACACUUACAAGUGGUGAAUGUAUGCAAAUAACACACCCACUUACCACACCUUAAACAACAAGAAAAACAUAGCCGAAACCAACAACAACUGCUUGCAACAGCAGUGGCAGCAAUGAAGGCAACAGCAGCAACAACAACAAAACAAAGGCGAUGCACAAAAGAGGCAAUAAUGACAGAGCAACAGCAGCAGCUGCUGGCGAAGGCCAUCGCCACCGCCCCUAUCAGUGUUAUCAGCUUAUUUCAUACAACAACAAAAACAACAACAGCAAAAAGUAGUUCUGGAAGGCUACAGAGCUUACGCUCAAAUGGCAUGCAACACGUGACAGCGUAAGCAGUGAGCAAAUUGAGUGCGAGAGCCAACAAUUGAGUGAGAGUGUCAGCACUUGAGUGCGUGAGCGGUCGGCGAGUGACGACAGCAUUGCCAGCUGUCAGCGUUAAACAACAAAAACAAGCAGCGAUUAGUUGUAAUGGAACGCAGAGAGCGGCAUUUAGCCUCGCGCUCACGGAACACAAGCGCUCACUUGAGACCGCCACUAAUGAGUGCUCACUCAUUUCCCAUUCAACGUGUUGCUUCCUAAAAGUAUGCUUUGAAAAAAAUAUAUAUUUCAAAAAAACGAAGUCACACGAACGGCACGCGACGAGCGCGCUGAUAAGAAGUGUAAGCACGAAGCAGUGGCCGCGACGGUGGCGACAUCAAGGGCAGCAAAGCUCGUACGAGAGGGCGAACUUGAAACGAACGAGUGGCACGCGAAACGCCAGCAGUUAUGCGAACACAACAGAUGCUGAUUACUGUUGCUGCACUGCUCGACGCCGCUGCGAGGACCACUUUCUUAAAGCUGCUGGCAGCUGGCAGCGCGCCUAGUAAAUUGAGCAUUGGCCAAGCCGCAAUGUAAAGUGCGGCAGAGCAGAGCAGCUGAAGACUUGACUGGACCAACGAGGAUUCAGUUUAUAAUUUCCCACGCAACGGUGUAGUUGAUAGCGCUUCCGAGCUGAAGCUGAAGCAAAAGCUUAGUGGACUUAUAUACAACAUUACCACACACACACACUCAAACCAAGUACAAUAGUUAUCAAAUCAAAAUAAGCUGAGAUGAGCAACAACAACAAAACUAUUUUGUAAGACUAAAGCAGCUAACGGAAAGCAACUCGUGCACAAAGUACUGAAAUUUCGAAGUAAAGAGAUGACAUGUAACGGUCUAAUAUUUUUUGCGGAUUUUGUGAUUUUUAGUUAAAUAAAAAAACGGUGAAAUAAAAUAACGGAAAUAUUGAAAGUGAUAUCUGAAUAAGUGCAGUUUUGAGAGGACGGUCGAAACUUUAUUUUAAAAUUAUUAAAAACAACUUUUUAAAAUAUAAAAAAAAAAACAACAUUGUCGAAUUAUGAAGUAAAGAGCAAACGAAAAUUUUCAAAAACGCUACUUUUGGAAAUAUUUGUUGAAAAAACGUUGCUUCAAACUCAAAGUGGCUAACAGGCUGCAUUAAAGAAAAAAUUUAAAGAAGCUAGAAGUGAAUUUGGAAAAAAAAAAUCUGCAGAAAAGUAUUCAAAAAAUACAUUUUAAAAAAAUACCGAACAAAUACUAAAAAAAAAAUACUAAAAUAAAAAAAUUAUUAUAAAAAAUGAUAAAAACAAAAAUUUUUUAAUCAAAAAAGUCUUCGAAAACGACAAAAUUUUCAAAUUUCACCAAUUUUGAGAUUAAAAAGUUAUUAUCAAUAGAAGCAUAACAUAAACAAUUUUCAAAAAAAAUUUCGAAAAUAAAAAUAUUUUGAGCCUUAAAAUCAUUGCCAAAAACACCACAAAUACAGACAAAACGGUUUCCAAUUCCACUAAAUUUGAGUUUAAAAAAUAAUUACAAAUGAAAGCACAACAUAAGUUAACAAAAGUUUUCAAAAUUUUUCAAAAAAAUUUCGAAAAUAAAAAAAUCAGAAAUUUAAAAUUGUCACCAAAAAACUGGGACUAAAGUGACGAAAACCCUGCAAAUAUCACGAAAUAUGAUAUUAAAAUUUAAUUACUUAUAAAAGCUCAACUUAAAAAGUUAAAACAAAAAAAUUAAAAAUUUUCGAAAAUAAAAAAAAUCCGAACUUAAAAAGUCUCUAUAAAAAAAUUGGACAAAUAGUGACUAAAACACUGAAAAUUUCACUGAAUAUGAGAAUAAAAAUAAUUACUUGCAAAAGCACAACAUUUAAAAAAGUUUUAAAAAUUUCGAAAAUAAAAAAAUUCGGAACUUAAAAAUUGUCACCAAAAAAUUUGAUUUUAAUUAUUUGUAAUAUACCAUUUUCGAAAAAAACCUUUUGAAAAAAAUUUUCAAAUCUUCAAUUUAAAAUCCCAAAUAAUCAACCCUCCAACCAAAAAAUGUCACACCCUUCAAAUUCGAAAACAAACCGCGAGAAAAUUUGCUUCAAAACUGCUUCAAGUGAAUGCAACUCAUUGCUGUUGCAUUCGCGCCGUUUAAUGCCAUUGUGAAGUGGGCGCGGUACACGCACACAAACACACCGACACAACACGCACUUUCAAAAGCACAAACACUGUUGUAAAUACCGUUACACCGUAUUCGACUCGUUACACCACAUUCGGCCACUAACUCGCACGACCUAUAAAGUGCUGCAAUAUUGUUAGAGCGGCCAACAACUACACCUCAACCCCUCUGCAGGCCCUUCUAACCACCCGCAGCCAUUAAAAUAUAUACAAGUGUGGCAGCAACACCUGCAACACCAUGUUAAGGGCAGACCUCAACUGUCCUGCUUAUCGUUGUAAACGUCAGCGGCGUCGCUGCUGUCCGCCAUAAAUCGUCAUAUUCGGUACACGAUUCCAUUUCCGACGUCUACACACGACGUCCGAAGUUGGUAAUCGGAAGUUGGUCGGCGCUGCUCUUCGCCAGCACGCUGAUCUUACUUGCAACACUUGUGGCAGGCAGCACACACCUUAUUGGCCGCCACACAUAUGAGCGCGCUCACCUCUUCUACCACCCCCCACCCCCACCCCAACUGGCGAAGUGGUGUCGUAUGUAAAUGGACUAACAGUAGCGUUAGUUAGGCAACUUGCUAGCGCAUCAUGCUCCAGCGAGCAGUCGAGGCUCAACAGCUGUGGCAGCUGGGCAGCGGUGAUCAGAACGGUUUUUCAUUCAUUUGCUACAACACUUACUAUCGCAGUGGCACACCACACCCUCUUUUCGCAUAAUCUCUAAAAAGGCUAACUGUCUGCUAUCAUAACAACAAAAUUAAAAUAAUAUUUAAAUAAAUUAUAAAAAAAAAGUUGAACUAAUAAAAUAAAUUAAAAAAAAAAAAUUAAUUAAGUCAUAAAUUAAGAAAAAAAAUUAAUUAAUUAAAAAAUUAAAAAAAUAAUAAUUUAAAAAAAAAGUGCAAAAUUUAGUAUUGUAGCUUAUAAAACAAAAAAAAAUUAAAUUAAACUACAGUCUAUCUGUUAGCAAAUCUAACCUCAUUUUCAUUUGUUAUUCAUGCCAAAAAUUCAUUAAAAAUUCUGAAAACUUAAUAAUAAUGACUUAAGCACUUUUUGUAAAUAAUGCAAACUGACAAGUAAACGGUUUCUUUAAAGCAUGUAAGCACAAAGUAUUUUUUAUAAGUGAAAAAGUGGCCAAAUGUGAAGUGGAAAAUAAAAAAGUGUAAAUAAUUAACGAAAUAAAAUUAAAAAAAAAUCAAAUAAAAAAAAAUAAAAAAUUAAAAAAAAUAAAAAAUCAAAAACCAAAUCAAAUAAAAUACAAAAGAAAAAUUUACAACUACUUUACAAAAUAUAAUUAAGGCGUAAUUUAAUUAUAAUAAACCUAUUGUUUGAAAAACUUUGAGAGGCAUCAGCGGCAGAAGAACCAGAAGCGUCUUAAAAACACAAAAGCUUCCAAAACAAAAUCAAAAAACAACAACAACAAGCAACACUCAGUUAACAACUUGCAAAACAUAAUCAAAAGUAAACCAAAAAUUAAGCAAAUCAAACAAUCAAAAAACAAACGAAAGCAAAGCCAACUUAAGAACAACAACAAACACAACGCUUUGCCGCCAAGAAGUUGCACAAACCGAAAAACCCGAAAUCAACUUGCAAUUAACACUUUCGAGUGCAACUGCACCCGCACAAGCUAAGCAGCUGUGUGUGUGAAACCAAAAAUUAAAUAAACGCCAACAACAACAACAAAGUGAAUGUGCAGAAAAAACGUGUGAAAGUGAGAAAGCGAAUUACUGACUUGCUAAACGCAAAAGCCACCAAAGCAACCAAAGCAGCGGCGAACUAAAUGCAAAUGCACCAACACACACACACACGCAAACAAGCAGGCAAAUAACGACAGACGCAACGAACGGUACGUGGGUGUGUGUGUGGGCGUGUAAGUGCGCGUCUGUUUGUCUUUUGCAUAAAAGUGGCGAAAGUGCACAUAACGGUAGAUGUAGGUUGCAGCAAACUAGCACAGCAGCUGGCCGAGACGCCGAGGCAUAAAGGCACAGUUGAGACAAGAGCGCCGACGCUUGGGCGCCAUGUUGCUGCCACCGCCAUCGCCGCCACCACCAGCAACGCCACGAUUUUGUUAUUCAUUGCAACUUGUGAUUACUGUUUUUAUUUAAAAGCGAAAUGGUUAUGUUGAUGCAACAAAUACAACACAACUUGCACCAAGUGAUAAAUGCAAAGUCUAAUAAAAAGAGAUAGCACACUUACUCAUAAAUUUACAUACAAAACAAUGCUUUAAGAAGUGUAUGACACGAAUGUAAGAAAGCGUAAAUUAACACCAAAUAAACAGAGAAGAAAACAAAAAAAAAAGAACAAGAAACAUAUUAAUCAAAAUAAAUUUAAAUAAUAAAAAAUGUAACUAUGACACAGAGCUAAAUGAGUACGAGCUUGUAAAUGCACGAAAUUAAACAAAAAAUAUUUAAAAAAAAUUGCACUCAAAAAAAUGAACUUUCAAAAGCAACUCAACACCAAGUAGGCAACACAACAACAAAGCUGCUUGGAAAAGUGAGCGUUACAAUAAGCAAACGAAGAAGAAGCGGAAACUGAUAAGCAAUUGUGAAACAAAAGCAACUCAACUCAACUGAGCUCACCUCAACUGAGCUCAACCGAACUCAGCUCAACUCAACUCAUUACAAAUAAAACACUCAGGCGUUCGUGAGCAACAAUUAUUUACACGCUGGCCACAUAACUCACACGCUCACAAAUGUACUGCGCGCACAAUCGGUAACAACAACAACAACAAAAAAGCAUAAGAAGAAAAACAAAAACAACUCCAAUGUAGUGUGUAGCCGCUCUCAAACACUCAUGCCAGCCAGCACGCACGCUCACAUCGUAUUUUACAUAUAGAUAGAGACUCACGCAUAAGCGCUUCCAAUAGAAAAGUAAAAACAAAGAAAAAAAGUAAAAAAAACAGUAACAAUAAAAACAACACUAGAAAGGCUUGAGUACUUAUUUUGAGUAGAAAUAUAUUUUGCAAAAUUUAGUUGUCGCUCGUUCGCUCGCUCACACGCUCACACGCUUGCUUGCUCAUACACUCCAAUACAGUUAUAUGUGCGCUACAAACGCUUGAACGCUUCCAAAACCGAAACCAAAAGCAAAACCAAAACUAGAAACAAAUCAAAACAUAAAUUGUAAAGUGUGUCUGAGGAUUGCGUAGGCCUUUUUUUUUACUUUUAACGCUCAUAACGUAAUGUAAUUGUAUGCAAGUUGCUCGUAACGUAAACGCACCCAAGCAAUAAACCCAGCUAGCUAGCAAAGACACCUACCACCAAUAACACCACCAUCAUAAUUAUCACUAUAAAUAGAGCACCUAACCGUUUGAUAAAUAUAUAUAUAUAUUUUACCACCAAAACCACCAACAACACCAAUUUUGCUUAUAAAGUCCAGUCCUUCACCAAAUCAGCACCACAACAACCAAAACCACCACCACCACCACCAAAACCACAACCUCCAGCCAAUCACCAGCCUUUUGUAAAUCACCAGUAAAGCAAGUGUACGCAAAAUUACCGUCACACCAACGCACUUUAAGUGUCACCGUAAACGUAAGCGUAAACGUAUACGUAGUUAUCAACGUUAUCAUAAACGUAAGCGUAAAAGUAAAAGUAAGAGUAAGAGUAAUAAGCAUAACAGCUAACGCCUUGUACAUCAACGUCAUCGUAGACGUAAACGUAAACGUAAACGUAACAUUUGUUGUAUUUGUACACCGUAAUUGUAAUUGUAACCCUUCCCGCCCGCCAAAUCCCACACCAGCACCACAAUUGCACAUUACUAUAAUAAUAGGCACCCCUACUACCACUAUUACUACCGUAUGGAGCGCGGCGCCAGCGGUAGUAGUCACCAUCAUCAACAUGCUGCCGCCGCCUCCACCGCUGCUGCUGGCCACAGUUACAUGACCCACCACGGCGCCGCCAUCCCUGCUGACCUUGAUUACGAGUACAAUACGCCGGGCAAGUCGUCCUUUGACAAUCCCGCCACCAAGAAAAAGCCACCCAAACUGAAAGCCAUCAGUCGUUCGCUAUCGAUGGCCAUCGACAAUUAUGCGCCACCUAUGGGUGGUGGCGGUGGUGGUGGCACCGGCUCACCACCCACAAUGAUGCUGGAUGACACGAUGAUUGUCGAACAACCACUAAUACAUCGUUCCGCCUCACCGCUGCCGUUGCGUUCGGCGCCGCCACAAACGUUGGCGAUACCGACGCAUCAAAUGCAUGGCGAUGGUAGUCGCGUCGUCUCGCCCGCGCUGUCGGCGCGUCAGCAACAUCACCAGCAACAGCAACAACACAGCCUACAUACGUUUCAAAAUAUGGUGGCGCAUGCGCGACAUCAACAACAACAACAACAGCAGCAGCAGCAACACCAACAUCAUUCGAGUUCGACUAGCUCGCCGACAUCGCAUGCGGUUAGCCCGUUGCCGGUGCGCGUACCAUUGGCACAUCAGCCGGACAUCUACUUGGUCAGCAGCAGUAGUCUGGGCGAAGAUGUGGGCGCGCUCGGUGGUGGUAUACGUGGCGGCAGCAGUUCGCCAAUACAAUUCAUCGAUGACUAUAUGCUGCCGCCGUCGUCGUCGUCUCAUCGACAUACGGUCAGCGCUACGCACCCGCUUAAAAAGAAUAUGUUUCGACGCUCAGACACAAUUGACGUACAUCCGGCUUCCACUUUUCAGAUGAAGAAAACCCAUUCGUUUCACGCACAACAAGAUUCCGCCGCCACAAUGGAUCAGAUGCUGUUGUCCGCAGCAGCGGCAGCGUCGCAAGGCUCAUCGGCGUCCUCGAGUAGACGUACAAGUUCGGUGCGCGGCAAUUUUCUUAUGCCCGGACAUCCCAGCGGUGCUAGUGCCGGCAAAGAGUUGAGUCGUUCGCCAUCGCCUAGUCGCCGCGGUUGUCGUUCACAUCGUUCGUUCAACGAUCCCGGACGGCGACCCAGCAUCAAACCGGAGUCGGUUGUCGAAUCGCAAAUACGACAUCCAUCGCUCAAUGACGAACUUAUGGAAUCGCUGGAGGGUCGUACAGCCGCAUCGCUAUUUCCACAACAGAAUCUAUCAUUAGAAAACGAGCUCUUCGUCGAAUCACGUUCGCGCAGCAAUAGCAGCACAAAAAUGGAGGAUAUCGGCAUGGAAGUGGCAGCCGCACAACGCGCCGCAGCUGUUUUACUGGCGCGUAAGAGUUCGGGCUCCUUCGAAGAUGGCAGCGGCGCAGCAGUCAUGACACAUGGUGGCACGCACCCGCCCUCAGCGUCGUCGAGCAGCCUCAAGAAGCGCGGCGAACAUCCACAUACACGUCAGCAUAGCUCACAAAGCCUAGAAUUGGAUGCACGCCCAUCAACCUCCGCGGCAGCAGCAGCCGCAGCUGCAGUACAUGGUCACUCACCGCACGCGCUGCAACUGCAUAGCGCCGCUGCCGCAGCCACGGCCGCCUAUCACUUUAAACGCGGCGCACAACACGGACGCUCACUCUACCUAUCGCCAAACAACCUCGAAGAGCUGCAAGUACAUCAACGGCCCAGCGUACUUGCCGCAGCCGCCGCCUUUCAGGGCACCAACGCCAGCGCCAGCGUCAAACAGGCGAAAGCAUUGCAUAGCGCCAGCAUGCGUUUACGCACCUACCGCGAAACACUGAGCGCGACCAAGAAAUCGAAGAGUUUCAUUGGCGAUAGCGCCUACCCACCCACCGCUGUGACGGGCAACGAGUUUGAGCUCACAUCACCCCACCGACGCAACAGUCGUCCAUUGUCCAGUGCGGUCGGCGGCACGGUAGAGGACAUCAAGCGUAGUCCACGUCCGUUGGCGUUGACGCCAACCUCCGCUACGGCAGCCACCGCCUUUAUGGAGGAGAAACGUCCCUCAUUCGAACGUAAACCGUCGCUGACGUACGAACUCAGCGAUGCCGCCUUCGAACAAGUGCUACGUCCAUUCCAUCACAAAGUAGCAGGACGCAAGGCGUCGAUGAGUGGCGCUCAAGCGCACAAGGCGCUCAAGAAGAAGUCGCUCAGCGACGAAACGGACGAAGAUGAGGAGGCGCAUCGCAAGCGUAAACGUAUCGUUUGCAUUGUGAUGACAGUGUUUUUCUGCUUGGCGUGCGCCAGCGUACUCGUCGUGGUGUUGACGUUAACACACUCUUCCAGUCAUACGACACACCAUCCGGGACCGAGCAAGAAGAUACACUCAAUGUCGCGCGAGACACCAGUACAUUAUAACGUACGCCAAGAGAGUGAACGCCUACUCAAGGAGUCGUUGGAUCGUGCGCGCUCCAACAAAAAUGCCACGGAAGCAGCGGCGCAUUUAGCAUUACAACAAAUUCCAUAACACAACGGCGAUUCAGCGGAGCGUAGUAGAAAAUUCGAGUUUCCACCACAGCUGUUGCGACACCAGCAACCGCCAUUGCAGCAGACACAAGCGCAGCAACUGCAUCUACAACAACAAGAUGAACAGCAGCAGCUACAAAACGAUGGCGCAAUGCUCGGUUACGUGAACGGUGGACUCGUGCACUACUUGGCACGCUUCGCUGAAGAGAAGCCAAAAAUCGACGACGACAACCAAAACAAUGAAAUAGAAGAGGGCAGUAGUAGAGCUGCUGCUAAGAACGACAUAUACAGCGGUGCAGCAGCCGCUGCAGCAGCAACAACCACAUUUACGGCAGCAUCCACAUCGCUGGCGGCUUACGCGAAACGCGCACAAGCGACCUACGAGCCGGCUGACACAAAAGCGCUCGACGGCAAAGCGUUGGAGGCGCGAACAGUAGAGGACUUGCUAAUAACGAGGGGUGUAAGGAGACGCAGAGUUGCACCGAUGCAGAGUGCAACGUUGGAGGGUGCAGCAGGCACUAAAAAGCCGACCAGCAUGCAUGUGCCGCAAUCACCUGCCACACACCUUGCAACACAGCGGCAGCAGCAGCAGCAAGUGCAGCCAGAUGCGCCGCAGCAACAGGCGGCUUUGCCAGCACAGCUGUCAAUUUCAAUGUUCGCACAAAUUUUGUAGCAUCGCACAGCGUUAACGUGUGUCAGUCUAUCGGCUGGGCAGCGGUUUUGGUGCGCGGCUGUACUUUUGUUGCUGUCGCUUGCUUGGCGCAAAACAUGGACCAAGGCACAUCAAUUAACGAGUCACCUCUGUUGCAAGGUGUACGUAGUCGCCAACAACAAUAAUAACCACUGUCAUACGUGCAACAUCGUUGCAGUUAUGCAACGCGUUCAAUUGCUAAAGCUGUAAAUGGUACAAAACUACAAAGUCAAAGGAGCCUUGGACCCAAGGCACUUUUCAGCAGACUAAAUGGAAGCUUCCAUAUUUGACAGUCAAUCUGCGCAUCUGGCGACGAAAUUGUAAAAACUAUUAGAUAAGCGUUCGUGCACUGUUGUUAUUGUAUUGAUGGUUAGCGAAAAUCCCCGAUGUAAACGGGGUUUGCAUAUUAAAAAAACGAGUGUUUUAAAUAUACAUAAGCUUUUGGAAAAACGAGCUAAAGAUUUGACAUUUCGCGGCGAUUGAGUGGUAGUACUUUAAAAAUAUAAUAUAAUAUUUUUGUUUUUUUUAUAAAAUUUUUUUUAGGUAAAAAUCGAAUUAAGCCGGCAAUUUCGUUUGUUUUUGUCGAACAAAAACAGUGUUGGAGCCAUAAAAGAGUUCUUUCCAACCUUUGCUUUCGAAAAAUAUUAUCUUUAAGGCGAAAUUCCUGGUGCUUUGCUUAGAAAAAUAACUGUGUUGGCUAGAAAAAACUUUAAAAUUAUUUUAAUUUUGACAAAAAAAUUAAAUAAAUCGGCAUUUUCGUUUUUUGUACUUAGAUCAGCAACUGUGUUGGAGUUAUAAAAAAAAGCUUUCCGGACACCAAUAAUAGUACGUAAAUAAAAUUUGAUUACUUUCGAACAUUUUAUGUUUCUAUCGACGAAAAUCAACAAGCGAGCAAUGAAAUUGAGAAACCGUGUAUAAAAUUCUUAACCUAACUGAGAUUGGAAUGAUCGCACAAUAGGUCUUAGCCGAGGACUAAACGUAUUUCGCAAAUGAAAAAGUUUUUUUUUACAAAAAGAAAUAUCAAAAUAAAAACUUGUAGGUCGCACCAAUAGUGGGAUAACACCAAACAUUUUUUUUUAGUUUGAGGUUAAGUUCGACAAAUUACAAUUACGCUCUACCGCAAAGUUUAGGCAAAGGACAAAUCAAAAAAUUAAAACAUUCAAGGCAAAUUAUAAUAUUCUCAACUAAAACUUUCGAAAAACACUCACAUCAGCAGGUACAAUUUCAAAAACAUCACUUCAGCGGCAUACACAGUAAACGUAGCGGUAAAAUAUGCUGACGCGCAAAUGCUGUAAUGAUUUUUAUUUUCACUUUACUUUUACCAUCACUUGUCCGAUUAUUUUUUCUAUUAUUCACCAAGCACAAACUCUCUUCGUAUACCGUGCGCGUUUGUAAAUAUUGCAUAAUUAAUUGUAUGUGUAUAUUUCUUGUGAAUAUCACUCUCCCCAAAAGAAAUGGAAUGCCAUCAAUCAAACACCUGCAACCUCCAAGGAUCGCUACCCUCAACCGCCGCCUUAUGUCCCCGUAUGAGUACCUACCUGCAAUAAGAAGAUUGUGUUAUGAUAUUAGCAUUGUUAUUGUAAAUAGAUAUGAAAUAUAUAGUAUAAAUAAAUUAUAAAAUGCAAAUGUUUAAAGUUGAGCAUGGCAAUUUGCCUGAGAGCUAAUGCAAGCAGAUUGUUGUUUUUUUGGGCCAAACGAGCAAACUAUUACGUUUACCUACUCACUUGUAUGAGUAGGUAAAUAACUGAUUAUCAACAAUUAUGUAAAACAAGUUAGUAUCCUAAGUAGCAGUUUAUCUGCCGAAAAUUUUGUGUAUAAUUAUGUAACGUAAAAUUUGUAAUAUGUAUAAAAACAAAGGAAAAUCGAAUUUUUUAAGUGCUAAAGGUAGUUGAAAGCAGUAGUAUGAAAAUUAAAAAAAAAAUUAAUUAAAAAUAAUAAUUUAAAUAAAUAAAAUAACAAUAAUAAAAAAAUUAAAUAUAAUAAUAAAAAAAGGAAUUAAAAAUAAAAAUUAAAUAAAUAAAACUUAAUAAACACAAAAGUAACUAAUCGAUGAAAACACAGGGAAUAUGCUACGUAAAAUUCAAUAAAAUACGUAUUACCUGUACUCUAAAUAAAAAAAAUAUAGUAAAUCGAUGAAAGUACUAAGCAACCUAAUACUCGUAGUAACAAAAGAACGAGUACUAUUUGUAAUUGUGCAAUAAAUACGAUAUUCAAUAGUUGUAGUUAUGUAUGUAUGUAAGUAAUUGCAGUAAAACGUUUAUCAUUAACAAUAAUUAGCGGUAACAUUGCAUAACGAACAUAAAACGUAACAAGCGCCUAGCAAAAUAUAUAAAAAAAAGUAACAUAUUAAUGUACGUAUAUAUGUACAAAUGUGCAUAAACUAUGUACAGUGAAGUAACCGCUACACUUUCAAGUUUCAACUACCUAUUUUAUACACUUCCUUUCACAGUGACAUUAAUUUGAAAUUUCAAUUUUCAAAUUCUCAUUAAACGAUGCAAAUAUUAGACGCUGCUUGGUGCUCCUUACCUUUCACACAACCGAUGUGGCAUUGGAUCAGGCACCAGUAAUAAAGGAUUUUUAUUAGAAAUUCAUUAAGACGCAUGAUCUUCGACGUAAAUCUUCGGUUAAAUUUAAGAAUAUUACAUUUUAACAACUUUUACGUAGAUAGUCCACUUUCAUUAAAGGUUAACAAUUGUAAAAUGCAAAUUUUUCCAAGAAGCGAAUAGUAAACGUACAAAACAUAACGUCUGCAUUUAAACACACAAGCACUUUACUCUUAUUGUUUAAAAAACUGAAUACUACACACUUUCAAAGCAAACACGCACAGAUUUUAUUAAACAACUUAAAAAUUUGCAUUAACCGACGCCGAAAUACGAUCAAAAGGAAAUGAUGAAUAUCGCCAAAAUCAGCUGUUGGUUGCAGCAAUGCAUUUGCUGCAUAAAAGCACUCUGUGAGGAUACCGUUAUACACAGGAAGUGCCCAAAUAUGAGACAAUUAAUUUAUUUAGAACGGUUAAAACUUGAAAGUGUAGGGUUUGAGGAAAAUGUUGACAAAAUUUUAUAGCUUUAGCGUAAAAAAUUAUUUAAAAGUUUUGGUGUGUGUUUUUACUUGUAUGGUAGCUUAGUAGAAUUCCGUUAAUAACUAUUAUUGUUGCAAAUAUGGUACAAUGAAAUUUGUAUAAACGAAUGCAAAUAUAAAAAAGUGAAAUUAAAAAAUAAAACUAUGUAAUUACCGGGGUGGCUUAGUAUAUUAUUAUUUUUAAUUUACGAUUAUCUUAAUUCUCUAUAAUUUAAUUUUUAUUCCAUAUUUCGAAAAUUUUGUAACAAUACACAAAUAUGAAAAUAAAAACUUAAUCCACACAUCAUUUGUGAAUAUUUCAAAAGAUAUUUUUUUUUUUUAAUUUUUCAAGUUAAAAUUACUUUAUUUCAUUAUUUUGUAAUUAUUAAGACUUAAAAAUUUUAAAUAUUUUGUAUUUAUUAACAUUAAAAAAUAUAUUUUGGUGUCACUUUGCAAAAAUCAUUUUGAAAAUUAAUAUUUUUUCAAUUAUAUUUUAUUAAGAUUAAAAAUUUUAUAUUAUAUACAAAAUUAUUCCUUGCCACCACCCUGUUUUUAAUUUACUGCUUUCGGUGACGUUUAUUUUAUUAUGCGUUAGCAUUUACACUGGCGGUUUCAAAUUAAAAAGUAUAAAGUAAAACAUUGGACUAUUCGGGCAAAAUUUUGCUCUGUUUAAUUUAAUGAAAAAGACAGGCGAGUUAAUAAAAUAUGCGUAGUGUUUUGUAAACUAUUAGAAUUAAUAAAAAAAAGCAUAAAAAAAUCAAAGAAGAAAUUGCAGAGCAUAGUCGCUGCGAGUGAAUUCGUCGUUGGCCAUGGCUUUAAACAUAUUACAGAAGUUUUUUAAUAAUAAACGUAUUAUACGAACAAACUAAUUGCAUUAUUCACUUCAAAAUUUGCUAGUACUUUAUGUUAAUUUAAUUUUUGGUAAAAAAAAAAAUUAUCACAGCGCUGUUGCUGUCGGCAGAUGUUAAAGAAGUUAGAAGUUGAAAUUUUCCAUUCAAGUUUAUCAAAAAAUUGUGCACAGAUCAUUUAAAUUGCUAAUUUAAUAAAAAAUUAUGAAUCGCGUGUGUUAUAUACACAAAGUGUACAAAAUAAACUCUUUUGAAACGAUUUACUUGACGAAAAUUUGCAAAAAAUCGUAAGUAAAAUCCAAAAGCGGGCAGCGUCGACUGCGCUGCUUGAAGAACUUUAACCAAUUGCCUUGCUUUGAAUGCGCAGUUUUCUUAAUUUAAUAUCAAUUACUAAUUGCUUUUGUUUUAUAUACAAAUUGUGUAAAAAAAUGUUGAAACAAUUAUUUUAAAAAAAUUUGGCACAGAAGAAAAAGGCAACAGAAGCCUACGUCGACUGCGCUGACUGAAGAACAAUAUGCUUGAUGAAAAUUGGCAAAUAAGUAAAAUCCAAGAGUGGCCAGCGUCGACUGCGCUGCUUGUAGCACCUUAACCAAUUAAGCGCUUACCUUAACUUGUUUACACAUGCGUUAAACUGCAUUAACUUAGUUAUUAACAUAUUAAUUAGCGAUAAUUUAACACUUUAUUUAGUUUUAAUCGAGCACUUUAUUAACACACGCGUUGUUUCCGGCGGAACGCGCUUAAAAAAGAAACUAUGAUAAUCAGGCAUGACAAUGCUGACGGCAACAGGUGGUUGCCAGCUUGAUUUUCGUACAAAGCUUUUAAAUUAUUUAGCCACAUCUAUGAUUUAGUGCUAAUUAAAGGUUUAAAUUUUAAUUUAAAGUAAUUAAAUGCAAAAGUUGCAGCAAUAUUAAUGUUAAAUAUUAGUUUCUUAUGCGAUGAGGCCGGAUUUUAGCUAGAGCAUGGCUGCGAACGUAAUUGUAGUAAAUAAAUUACGAAUAUUGUAUAAAAUUAAGCAAAUUAGACAAAUGUUUUUUGCAUGAGAUUGUGCCUGUCACUACUAGGAGUACUUGCAAAAGAGUAUGCAUAAUAUAACAAAAAUUAAAUUAAUAAAAACUUGAAAAAGCGUGACACAAACAGCGUGGACACAAGAAAAUAUGUGUUGUUAAUAUGGAAAAA